AUUUCAUCAGCUAUGAGCUCCAAGGAAGAUCUAUCAUUUCAUUAACAUCAGAAAAAGACGCCAUUACCACCAUCCAGACACCUCACCAAAGGCUGGCGUCAAGAUUAUGCUAAUUAACGCCAGGUCCCAGGUCUCUUGUUGCCUGGUGACAAAGUUUUACAGUUGAGGAGGAAGAACUGGGCAGAACAGGAGUCUAUCUUCUAGCAGUUUCAUGUGACUUUUUCUCUAAGUGAUCACCAGUCAAUCAGAACAACAUACUUCAAACAUACCCCCUUACUAAAAGAACAUGGCCAAGGGCAGGAAAGGCCCCAAGGGUAAAAAGAUCACCCUCAGUGUGGCCAAGAAUUGUAUCAAGAUCACAUUUGAUGGGAAGAAACGCCUUGACUUGAGCAAGAUGGGAAUUACCACCUUUCCCAAGUGUAUUCUGCGACUCAGUGAUGUAGACGAGCUCAACCUUAGCCGGAAUAUGAUCAGGAAGAUUCCUGACUCAAUCUCCAAGUUCCAGAACCUGCGGUGGCUGGACUUGCACAGCAACUACAUUGACAAGCUCCCUAAGUCCAUCGGCCAGAUGACCUCUCUGCUCUACCUCAAUGUCAGCAACAACAGGCUGACCACCAAUGGGCUGCCUGUGGAGCUCAAUCAGCUCAAGAAUAUCCGCACUGUGAAUUUCGGUCUGAACCAUCUGGACCGCGUGCCCACCACGCUAGGCACUCUGAAGGAGCUCCAUGAGGUAGGGCUCCAUGACAACCUGCUGAGCACCAUCCCCAACAGCAUCUCCAAGCUGCCCAAGCUGAAAAAGCUCAACACAAAGCGAAACCCCUUUCCCAAGGCAGAGGAGUCGGAUACGUUCAUAGAUUCCAUCAAGAGGCUCGACAACCUAUAUCUGGUGGAGGAGAAGGAUCUAUGUGGGCCUUGCCUGAGAAAAUGCCAACAGGCCCAGGACAAGCUGAACAAAAUCAAAAGCAUGGCCAUGGCAGCACCAAGAAGGGCCAUCUUUUCCAGUUUGGUCUCACCCAACUCCACGGCCAAGGAAUCCCAGGAAGAUUGGAGGUGACCUGGGACCCUGACCCUAAGGCAGGAAGGGAAAAGAGAGGGAGGCAAGAUGACAAUGGGCUACAUCCUCACAAAACUGAGGGAUUCUUCCGUUACUGCAGUAGCUCCUCCAGCCAAGCCCAUAAAAUACCUUUCCCUA
This is a messenger RNA of Physeter macrocephalus (sperm whale), 1192 nucleotides long. RefSeq names its product leucine rich repeat containing 18 (gene LRRC18). NCBI's taxonomy places the organism in Eukaryota, Metazoa, Chordata, Mammalia, Artiodactyla, Physeteridae. The transcript is spliced from 3 exons. The coding region runs from base 287 to 1054 and encodes 255 amino acids. Gene Ontology annotation, molecular function: protein binding. The record is from RefSeq and is a predicted model, not a curated record.